AUGGCUCUUUGGGCGAACUCUAUCGGUUGCUGGCGCAAGGGUCGAAAUGCAAAGGGUCUGGGCGUCACGAACAUAUGUUUGAUGGAGGGGUGGGAGCAGAGAGAUCGUGUCGUCGUUGCCUGCUUGUCCCAUUUAACACCUUUUGAUAUCCCUGUUGACCGCCCUAUGCGGUGGAGCGACGGCGGUGCUCUCGGAGGGUUCGGUGCUGGCCGGAAAGCGAUCGCGAGACCUCCUACCAGCAUCGUUUUGACUUUGUACGGCUACGCUGCCGAGUAUGUUGACUCGAGAAGGAUAUACGGAUCUACAAGCCAAGCGACUAUUACAUGCCGUAACAUACAUACAUGGAAUGCCGGUGACGACGUUCUCGGAGGAACAAUUAUAUGA
Molecule: messenger RNA, 384 nt
Organism: Coccidioides immitis RS
Lineage: Eukaryota; Fungi; Ascomycota; Eurotiomycetes; Onygenales; Onygenaceae
Exons: 3
Coding region: 1-384 (127 amino acids)
Source: RefSeq, a predicted model, not a curated record